CGCGGUCAGUGUGGGCGGGAGUGGGUGGGGCGGCCAACCUACCCUGCAAUAUGACCUCUCCUUUGCCUGCUGACCCCGCUCUGCUUGUCCUCUGGUACAAGAAUGGUAUCCUCAAGCCCAUAUACAGUUUCGAUGUGCGUAGUGGUCCUGCUAACCACUGGAAGAAUCCCUCACAUCUCGGUAGUCGUGCCAACUUCCACCCUACCACCGCCUCCCUCACCCUCCAGCGCGUCCAGGCCGACGACCAAGGCACUUACCGCUGCAGGGUCGACUUCAGGGUCAACCCCACCUUGACCUUCACUACCAACCUCACGGUCAUUGUACCCCCGAGCCGUCUGGCGGUGUACACAGAGCUGGGUGUCGAGGCUCGCAACAUAGUGGGUCCCUUCACAGAGGGCGACACACUCCGCCUCACCUGCCGCGCUACAGGAGGGUCACCGCCCCCUACCGUGACCUGGUGGGAAGGACCUGCACUCCUGGAUAUGACCCCUGAGGUAGAGACACUGGAUCAGGUCACCAACACCCUCGUAGUGCCAUCGCUGACCCGCCGUGACCUACAUCGUACACUGACCUGCCAGGCGGCCAACUCCAACCUGACAGCUCCUCUCUCCACUACCGUUACCCUCGACAUGAACUUUCCUCCACUCUGGGUUCGUCUGUUAAGCAGCCGUGACCCUCUGAGUGCUGGGAGAACCUACGAGGUGGUGUGCCAGGCUGCCGGUGCCAGGCCUCCAGCGGUCAUUGGGUGGCACCUCGGCAACACUAGGCUUACCACUCACACUGAUAAGCUGAGCCACGAGGGUAAUGUGACCAAGAGUGAGCUGCUCCUGACUCCUGAAGUGGGAGACGGACGGAAAGUGUUGUCCUGCCUGGCUGAGUCCCCGGCCCUCACCUUACACCCGCUGGUCGACGAGUGGCUCCUUGAUGUUUACUAUGUACCUGUAGCCACCCUCCACCCUGGUCGAUCUCUCAACCUCAGCAACAUUGAGGAGGGAGAUGACGUUUAUUUCGAGUGCUCUAUUAAAGCCAAUCCAUGGGUGUACAAGAUAGUCUGGCUACAUGAGGGGACUGAGCUUCAACACAACGUUACAGCAGGCGUAAUCAUCAGUAAUCAGAGCCUCGUGCUGCAGCGUGUGGCCAGGACAGCCUCAGGCAACUACUACUGCGUCGCCUCCAACAUCGAGGGUGACGGCCAGUCCAACCCCAUACGACUCAAAGUGAAGUAUGCACCUGUAUGUCGUAAUCCCCAAAUGGCUUACCACGGAGCCGCCAGGUUCGAACAGGUAAACAUUCCUUGCUACCUGGACGCCCACCCAAAGCCUGUGUCCUUCCGCUGGACAUUCAACAACAGUGGCGAGAGUGUUGAUAUCCCCCAGGAACACAUCCACGUGGACUCCACUGGGUCUACCGUCAGCUACACCCCGAACACAGAGCUUGACUAUGGCACUCUGCUCUGCUGGGGCACCAAUGUAGUCGGACUCCAGCGGCGCCCCUGUGUGUUCCACGUCUUCCCCGCCGGUAAACCAGAUCCGGUACACAACUGCUCGGUAUAUAACUUGUCGGUAGCUGUGGUCAACGUGCGAUGUAUGGCGGGCUUCGACGGUGGCCUGCCUCAAACCUUUAUUCUGGAGCUGUAUCAUCCACGCACCAGCACCCUGCUAGCUAACACCACCAACUCGGUGCCGACGUUCUCAGUGCCAGAUCUGCCAGCGGGUGUGGCACUGCGGGGUGUUGUGUAUUCCACCAAUGCCAAAGGCGGCAGUGAGAAGCUCUCUCUGCAGGUGUAUACACUCAAGGACGUGGCUGAGAGACGUACAGCUGCCGUCAAGCCCUCGCCCACACACGGUAAAUCAUCAGCUCACUUCAGUCUGACGCCCAUCAUCGUCCUGGUGUUGGGAGCUGUGGGCGGUAUCUUAAUCGUCGUCAUCGUCAUCUGCGUCGUCGUGAGGGUCCGCUACGCCGGACGGAGCGGUGGCGUUGGCCAAUGUAAGCGUGCAAACGUUCAGGACAUCGCUGUAGACCAAGAGGACCCUUCCAGCGCCGCCUGUCACCCCAAGAUGGCACCGACAAGUCUUCAAGACUCUGUGCCGCCGCCUCCCGUCACCCCGAGAGACUUUGAUGAAAAAAACCCUGAUGUUAUCCCCCAGUCAGAGGCCGACUCGUGGGUGGUGGAAGGCGUCAAUACUAUCAGCUCUGCGUCGCUACCCACAACCUACGCCACCUUACCCCGAUCACAACACCUCUGUACUCUAGCUAAUUACCAGCAGCAGCCCUGUGCCGCUGGGGACGUUCAGUACGCCGAACUCAUGCUGGGGGGCGCCACACCAAGCCCCCAGCACCACGACAUCAAAAGAGGACCUCCAGACCCCCAGAGAACUGCCACGACCAAUCCUCAACACCACGAACCCCAGAGAGUAAUCUACGCUACCCUGGACCAUAAGAGGAGUCAUUCUCACUAUCCUCCGCCACACCAACACCCCGCCUACCCACAGCCCGUCGCUACCACCAACACCACGCCCACACAUGCCCUCCAUCUCCAGUCUACGCCCACGAACAGCGGCGGGCACCCACAAGGAACCCAGCACCCACCCUGGACCCCUUCUACAGCGUCUAUAGGGCGCCGCCACUCCCUCAGACGUGACCCCCACACUGGAGACCCUGAGACUGUGGUGCCCUUGAUCCCCAACCAGAAGGAGAGCUCCGUAUAAGGUCUCAGAGGCUGGUACUUGAUCUCUGUCAAGCGGUCGGUAGCGAGGAUCCUGGGAGAGAAACAUCGUACAGUACACCAUAAUUACCAAGUAAAUCUUCCAGUGUUGGUGCGGUCACUACACGCCAAAAACCUGACUUGUGGUGGUGGUGUUUAUAUUGUGCAAGUGAUCUGGUGUUUGAUGGAAAAUAAUACUGAAACUCGAGACAGAAAUGUAAUUGAAAACAUCCAAUAAAUUACAUGUCUUGGAAAGAUCACAGUAAAACUUCUCUAUUCACUUGUGGUCAUUACACUUAACUUACAUCACUCACACUUAAACAAUAUGUCAGUGGAGGUCGAAACUUCUGCCAUGUAAAGUGGGUUUGAUCUUUCUAAUUCGAUGUUUCGUUAAGUCCACACUGCUGUAUAGACAUGGGUGGUGACAGUGAAACAAUGGUCUUUUAUUCCCGCUGUUAGGUUGUCGGACUCCAGUGAAUCUCUGAGUGACUGGAGAGGACAUUCGUGGGCGAUAACAGUGAAGUUGAGACUCUUGUAAACUGUCAGCAAUGGAUACUUGUUAUAUGUUGUGCUCAGGUAGUUGUAAGGCGUUAAAUUAAACACUGGAGGGGAAUAUUCUUUGUUGAUAUGUUGAAGGGGGGCGGGGGGAUGGCGGGACUAGGCUGUGGUAGUGUGUGGUCGAGAAGAGGAGCCUUCUAGAAUGUUGUCUUCACAUACUCUAAUGCCUUCCUACGACACAAGGGUAUAGUUGUCCUCUUGACGUUUAUAUACCAUGAAGAAAACUAUAUUUUUAAUUUUCAUCUUUAGGGCUGCAGUUAGUCCCUUUUGACAUACUAGUUUUUAAGAUUUUAAUAACUUCGUCAAAUAUAUUAUUUAUGCCAUUUUGUCGUGGGAAGGCAGUCUGAUCCGAAUUCACAAUCAGCUGAAAACUGUGUUCAAUCUCUCCAGAUUCUUAAGAGAUUCGUCCUUGAUUUUUUCUUUACCUUAACUGACAACGUGAGAAGGUAUCAAUCUGGGUCCAAAAUAGUGUUGUCAUUGUAUUGAGGCUGCAUAAUACGAGGCUGUAUUGUGACUCACCAGUUAAAGGGGAAAAUGAAUGGUCCAAUCACUGGGAAUGAGAGUCCCAGGUAUGUCUAAUAUGUACAAUUUAUUUGCAGUUCCUAAACAUAUGUAUUCGCAUUUUAUUUCAGCGUAUCAGUUUGCAAGUUUUGUUUUAAGAUUUUGGUUUAUUUCACCAAAACCUAUUUUCAUCAGUAAUUAACCUGGUCUGUGUACAGGAGUGUUCAGUAUUUUACACACCAUUCACAUUGUACAGGAGGCCAGAGUCUGGCUCUCUGGGGCCUGAACAUAAUAUCAAUUAAUGUUCAGCCUACAUUUCCAGGGACUGUUUACACGUGUUGAUUCAGGCGCGUCAUUACAUAUAAACACUGGCGAGUCAUUCCCUGGAGCUUCUGGCAAUGAUUGCCCAACGUUGUAAGAUCUGACCUGUGGAAACGUGUUGCGCCCCCAGGCUUAUAGGCCCCGCUGCUGGACACUUAAUUAAAUUUUUUUUUAUUUAUCAUUAAUUUAUCUUCUUUUUUUUUUGCUCUCUAAUGGUAACUAUUCUUGGGAUGUUGCUCUUUUUCUAUUUGCUAAUUUCCAAUAUGUUUUAUCAUGUUACCAUUAACAAAGUACAUAUUUUAUAAUAAUGUAAUGAAAAUAAGUUAAAUUGAACACAUUUGAUAUAUAUAUAUAUAUAUAUAUAUAUAUAUAUAUAUAUAUAUAUAUAUAUAUAUAUAUAUAUAUAUAUAUAUAUAUAUAUAUAUAUAUAUAUAUAUAUA
Molecule: messenger RNA, 4524 nt
Organism: Homarus americanus (American lobster)
Lineage: Eukaryota; Metazoa; Arthropoda; Malacostraca; Decapoda; Nephropidae
Product: nephrin-like
Exons: 15
Coding region: 51-2708 (885 amino acids)
Source: RefSeq, a predicted model, not a curated record